Pseudoliparis swirei is the source of this 1066-nucleotide messenger RNA. RefSeq names its product E3 ubiquitin-protein ligase TRIM39-like. NCBI's taxonomy places the organism in Eukaryota, Metazoa, Chordata, Actinopteri, Perciformes, Liparidae. The record is from RefSeq and is a predicted model, not a curated record. Gene Ontology annotation, molecular function: protein binding.
AGAAAGCAGAAGGUGUUCAGGUCUUCACUGGUCUGAAGGAGUCUGUGGAGAGAAAACUGAACGAGCUCAUCACUACGAUAGAAGAGAAGCAGAGAAGCACCAAGAAACAGGCUGAAGACGCCAUCAGAGAGAUGGAACAGGAGAUCUCUGAUCUGAUGAAGAGGAGCACUGAGGUGGAGAAGCUCUCCCUCUCUGAAGACCACCUCCACCUCCUCCAGAGUGUCCAGUCCCUCAACAUCCACCAUCCACCACCCACCAAGGACUGGUCUCAGGUCAGUGUUCCUCCAGCAUCACAUGAGGGGACUGUGAGGAGAGCUGUGUCUCAGCUGGAGGAGACGCUCAGCAACACGAUGAAGACGCUGGUUGAAGUGAAGAUAAAGAAACUGGUUGAAGUGAAGAUGAAGAAGCUGGUUCCUGAAACUGAGAUGAAGAGGGUCCAGAAGUUUGCAGUGGACGUGACUCUUGAUCCUGAAACAGCUCAUCAUAACCUCAUCCUGUCUGAUGACGGGAAACAAGUGAAACGUGCUCAGGUAGAGCAGCCACGUCUCCCCGACAAUCCACAGAGGUUCUCUCACGGUCUCUGUGUCUUAGGAACACAGAAGUUCUCUUCAGAAAAACUUUAUUACGAGGUUCAAGUUAAACAAAAGACUGAAUGGAUUUUAGGAGGACCAGAGUCGGCCAACAGGAAGGGACAAAUCACACUGAGUCCUGAGAAUGGUUACUGGACUAUACGGGUGAGAAAUGGAAACGAGUAUAAAGCUCUUGAUGAUCCUUCAGUUCUUCUCUCCCUGAGGUCUGGGCCUCAGAAGGUGGGGGUGUUUGUGGACUAUGAGGAGGGUCUGGUCUCCUUCUAUGACGUAGAAGCUGCAGCUCUCAUCUACUCCUUUACUGGCUGCUCCUUCAAGGAGUAAUUCCUUCCAUUCUUCGGUCCUGCAUAUCGCGAUGGUAUAAACUCUGCUCCUCUGAUCAUCUCUCCUGUUGGAGUAAACUAAUCACUUCUCUCACGUCCUUCAAGGGAAAAUAUUUAAACUCAACCCUGUGUGGUCUACACCUCAUCUUCUACACC